UGUUUGGACAAAAACAUUUGGAGCCAAUGCAGGGAGAGUACCCAGAAAGGCAUACAGAGAGGCCAGUAUAUAUUGAGCUGCCUGCAGUCGUUUUGGUUUCUUUCACGGCAGUACAAGGUGUGCCACUGUGUGCUGUCACUGACCUCAGACAUGGCACGUCUGGCCCUCACCGUCCUCCUCCUUCUUUGCUUCUCCUUGCUCCACUUCAGCUCCAGCGGUCCAUCUCGCACCAGGAAGGCUGUGUCAACCCGUCAGUCUGGAGAUGCAGCUGCAGAAGAAGAUGACGUGAAGUCCCAGCUUGAGAGGUUGUGGCUGGAGGUGAACUCACUGAAGGAGAUGCAGGCGUUGCAGACAGUCUGUCUCCGUGGCAUCAAAGCUGACAGGAAGUGUUAUCUCACAAUUGAGGAAACAAAACAUUACCAUGAAGCAAAUGAAGACUGCAUUGCACAAGGAGGAACUCUUGCAACGCCACGGGACGUGAUGGAAAACAAUGAACUAAGAGACUAUGCAAAGAGGAGCGCUCCUGGAUCCAAGGACUUCUGGAUCGGUGUCGUAGACAUAGUGAAAGAAGGCCAGUAUGUUGAUGUCAACAGCCUGCCAGUCAGCUACUUUAACUGGGACCGCUCCAAGAAGCAGCCCACAGGAACGAAGAGGGAGAGCUGUGUUGCUCUUUCCGUAGUUGCACAAGGAAAGUGGUACGAUGAGGUGUGUCGCAACCUCAAAAAAUACAUCUGUGAAUAUGUUAUUCCCUAAAGGCGACAAAUAGGUUGUUGACAACUCGAUGAUCAUUUAUGCAGGUCAUUCAUUAAAAAUGUGUUGUCAAAUCUGUGCUAGUUCAUAAUGGAAACAUGACUUGUAUCAUGACAUUCAUUUUAUUCAAAUAAGUCUCUAUGGUUAUUAACUAGGUUGCUAAUUAGCUUUAGUACACAAGUAACUGUUAUCAUUAAAUAAUCAGGUGAAAGGUGAUUUAUGUUUGAGAACAGAUCAGUCUACUUCAUAAUGACUUAAAUCCUCAGGAGAUGAUCAAACCGCACAGGAAUA
Molecule: messenger RNA, 1041 nt
Organism: Cyclopterus lumpus (lumpfish)
Lineage: Eukaryota; Metazoa; Chordata; Actinopteri; Perciformes; Cyclopteridae
Gene: clec3a
Product: C-type lectin domain family 3, member A
Exons: 3
Coding region: 151-753 (200 amino acids)
Source: RefSeq, a predicted model, not a curated record